AUGUGGGUUGACGGUGAAGGAAUGCUUCAUGCUCUCUACUUAAACAAAGAGAAUGGUGGGAAGUGGAAGACGUUUUACAAGAACAAACAUGUUCAGACAGAUAGCUAUAAUAUGGAAAAGGAUCGAAACAAACCAGGUUUUCUUCCUGCUAUUCAAGGCGAUUCUCCUACUAUACUCCUCUCCAACCUUCUAAAUGUGUUGAGAUUUGGCGUGAUAGACAAAUACCUUAGCAACACUAAUGUGUUUGAACAUGCAAACAAAUACUACUCAAUUGCUGAGAACCAUAUGCCUCAAGAGAUCGAUAUACAUUCUCUACAAACUCAGGGAAAUUGGAAUUUUCCAAGUGAAUCUUGGAAUAGACCCUUCACAAGCCACCCAAAGAAAGCACCUGGAACGGGAGAACUAGUUAUAAUUGGUAUUGAUGCAAAAAAGCCUUAUUUUCAACUUGGUGUCAUUUCAGCUGAUGGAAAAAAAAUGGUUCACAAAGCGGAUCUCAUGUUCGAUAGAUGUGCUGUUUGCCAUGAAAUAGGUGUUACACAAAGAUACAAUGUGAUCAUGAAUUUCCCGCUAACAGUUGACAUAAGUCGACUUGUUCUUGGAGGCCAGUUAAUGAAGUUUGAAAAAGAUGGAUAUGCAAGAAUUGGGAUAAUGCCACGCUAUGGUGAUGCCAAUUCCAUCAAAUGGUUUGAGGUUGACCCUUGUUGUGUAUUUCACAUCAUUAAUUGUUUCGAACAUAAUGAUGAGGUGGUGGUGAGAGCAUGUAGAGCUCAUCAAUCAGUUAUACCGGGACCUAGUUCUAGUGUCAACCACUUAGAAAAGUUAUCCAAAUGGAUUAAAAGGGAAACAAGUUUCAUAGAUGACGACUCUGAUGAGUUCACAAAAGAAUCAAUUUUCUCUCGUGUUUGCGAAUGGAGAUUAAACAUGAAAACUGGAGAGAUUAAAGAGAAGAAGAAUCUAUCUGGAGAUGAGUUUGCAAUGGAAUUCCCUAUCAUCAAUGAAAAGUUGUCUGGAUUUAGAAAUAAAUUUGCUUAUCUACAAGUUGUUGAGUCAACAGAGUUGUCUGCCUCAGGAUUCGCUAAAUUUGGUGGGCUAGUCAAGCUUCAUUUUGAAGAAAAGAAAACCUUUAAUAUGGAUGAAGAAGAUGAAUUGAUUAAAGCAGGAUAUCACAUGUUCCCAAAGAACACAUUUUGUUCAGGAACUUCCUUUGUUCCAAAACCUGAAGGCAUCGAUGAAGACGAUGGUUGGAUCAUUACAUUUACGCAUAACGAAAAUGAAAAUAUUUCUCAAGUUUGUAUAAUUGAUGCAAAGAAAUUUACGAAAGAGCCAGUUGCUAUUAUAACUUUAUCGAGUAGGGUGCCAUAUGGAUUUCAUGGAGCUUUCAUGCCAUUAACGUCUUAA
Messenger RNA from Solanum verrucosum, 1398 nucleotides. RefSeq names its product carotenoid 9,10(9',10')-cleavage dioxygenase 1-like. Gene Ontology annotation, molecular function: carotenoid dioxygenase activity. NCBI's taxonomy places the organism in Eukaryota, Viridiplantae, Streptophyta, Magnoliopsida, Solanales, Solanaceae. Gene Ontology annotation, cellular component: chloroplast stroma. The transcript is spliced from 10 exons. The record is from RefSeq and is a predicted model, not a curated record. The coding region runs from base 1 to 1398 and encodes 465 amino acids. Gene Ontology annotation, biological process: carotene catabolic process.